Molecule: messenger RNA, 1625 nt
Organism: Enterobius vermicularis (human pinworm)
Lineage: Eukaryota; Metazoa; Nematoda; Chromadorea; Rhabditida; Oxyuridae
Source: the annotation of a GenBank genome assembly
GGUGGAGAUGAGCAAAAAGCUCCUGCAAAAGGACCUGCUUUUGUCAGUAAGCCAAGAAUUAUUCCCAAAGAUGGAGGUGCUCUGAUAUUAAUGGAAUGUCGUGUAAAAAGUCCAUCUAAACCAGUGGCAACAUGGUAUAAAGAUGGUGUACCGAUCCAAGAAGGAUCUCUAUAUGCUUUUGUUUCUGCAGAUCUCGGAGAUUCCGUUUAUCUGUUACAAUUAGAAAUUCGGGGCCCCUCCGCGGGUGAUGCCGGACACUACAGAUGUAAUAUAAGAAAUGACGAAGGCGAAACAAAUGCAAAUUUGGCUCUAAACUUUGAACAAGAAGAAGCCGAAGUUCAGGAGACUCCAGGCAGAAAGUCGCCAAGGCAGCGGAGAGAAAAAGAUUCUGCGUCUCCUAGGCAUGGCUCACGGCCUGGUUCACCUAAGAAACAGUUAAAGUCAAGAGAAGGUACUCCAAAAAAAUCUUUGAAAUCACGCGAGGGUACUCCAAAAAAGUCAAUCCGUUCGCGUACAGCAACCCCAACUCAAGAAAUAGAAAAGCAAAAUGGUGUCACCGGUGAAACUAAAACGAUGAAAGCUGAAGAAGGAAGUAUAAAACGCAAAAGUGAUGCUGCUCUGCCUCCAACAGAUGAAAAAAGGCAGAAAUUGAAAAGUGGAAGUCCACCUGCGCAACAGCAGGCAAAGCCAGUUGAAAAGGCACCAACGACUCCACCAGCAGCUACAGCAGAAACAACAACAACUACUACAGCAGCAGCAGAGUCAGCAGCAGCAACAGCAGCAGCACCAGCAGAAGCAACAGCACCACCACCAUCAUCAGCACCUACAGCAACCACAAGAGCCGCAGCGGCAAAAGCAUCAACGGCAACUUCAGCUAGCGAUUUCGACAUUCGAACUAACGAAAAAACUCGAACUAGCUAUAAGAGAGCACCUGUAGUUUUGGAAGCAGCAAAGUCACAAGUACCUGUUGUAAUUAAAGCAAAAUCAGUGAAACAAGAUCAGUUGCAAAGAAAAGUAGCUCAUGAAGGAGAGUCAGUGACGUUAGAAUGCGAGCUUCAAUGUGACCCGUCAACAAAAAUUACCUGGUUUAAAGAUGGACGAGCAAUAGAUCCAUCCCCAGAAUUCCAGACAUACUUUGAUGGUCAAAUUGCCCGGUUAAAAAUACCACGUAUGACCGAAGAUAAAAGCGGUUUAUUUAAAUGUACUGCAAAAAGUGAUUACGGUGAAGCACAUAGUUCUGCGAUGGUCAAAUUCGAACAUUCUGAAGACGAAUUUGACAUGCUCAAACAACAACACCGUAAAAGUAUAAUGGAAUUAGAAAAAACACUAAAAGAAGAAGAAGCCAGACGUGAAAUUGAAGCGAAACGUCAGAAGAUCGUUGAAGAAAAUGAGGAUGAAAUUUCAACACCAAAAACUGACGGAAUACAAAAAUCACCAGGUGUUGCCCAAGAAAGUUUGCGUUCUGAAACUGAAAAUAAACCUGCGGCUCGUCCACAAGUUUCUGUUGAACAAGCCGACGACAGAGAUGCUGAUGAAGUAAGCUUAUUUACUGUUCUCUAUUCCAACUGUUUUUUCUUCUUUUCCUCUUUCAUUUCACUUCACCAUUUCAUCAAAAUAAUUUGAAA